Messenger RNA from Dichomitus squalens LYAD-421 SS1, 1329 nucleotides. Its product is annotated as Indoleamine 2,3-dioxygenase. Gene Ontology annotation, cellular component: cytoplasm. Gene Ontology annotation, molecular function: metal ion binding; indoleamine 2,3-dioxygenase activity; heme binding. The transcript has 2 exons. Gene Ontology annotation, biological process: 'de novo' NAD+ biosynthetic process from L-tryptophan. Bases 1 to 1329 code for a protein of 442 amino acids. Lineage: Eukaryota; Fungi; Basidiomycota; Agaricomycetes; Polyporales; Polyporaceae. The record is from RefSeq and is a predicted model, not a curated record.
AUGGACCUGAACACAUUGCGCACCAGCCUUACGGAGUCCGCUGUCCCUCAGACGUUCAACGGCGACGCCUACGAUGUCGACCCCGAGACGGGCUUCUUCCCGCGACGCCCGCUUCGGGAACUCGAAGGAGACUUUGCGCUGUGGGAGCGGACCCUUGUACAAGCACGGAGCGUCCUCAAGUUGGCAGCUGAUAGAGGAGAAGAGGCGAUCGCGAAGGCUGCGCAGGCCGAACAGUGGCGACACCGCGUGAGGAAUUGGCCGCUCCUUGACGUGAAAACCCUCGGCAGCAACAUCUGGACUCUGCGACGUGCACACUACGUGCUGACCUGCAUUCUGCACUUCUACGUUCACUCGCUCCCCACCAUACAGACCCAAGGUCAGACCAUCAUCCCGAGGCCUCUCGCCGUCCCCCUCUGCGAGGUGUCGAAGAGGAUCAGUCUCCCGCCCGUCCUCACCUUUGCAGACACUGUCCUCUGGAACUGGGAAUUCAAGAACCCGGACAAGCCGCUAUCGCUGGACAACAUGCGUUACAUCAACGUAUUCUCUGGAAACGAGACGGAAGAGAACUUCUACCUGCUCUCUGCAGCGGCCGAGUUGAAGGGGGUGGAGAUGCUGCAGAUCAUCGAACGUGUGGUGAACAUGGCCUGUCACCUGGAUCGCAAUGCCGUCGCGUCUAUCAUCCGUGACUUCGAGCAGCUUGUCAGGGUCAUUGAUGACCUGGCCGCCACUCUGAAGGAGGCCCCAAAGACUGUCCAUCCCCACACCUUCUACUGGGUUGUUCGUCCCUGGUGGAACGGCUCGGGGGAUGCCUCUCCCUGGGUCUUCGAGGGCGUCCCGCCCAACAGCACGCCCCAUCUGAGCGGUGCUUCUGCCGGUCAGAGCUCAGUCAUGCAUGCUCUAGACGCGUUCCUUGACGUCGACCACGCGCUGAAGCACGCCCGCCAGCCUGCGCCAUCCGAGGAUAACAAACGGACGGCAAGCUCGAACUUCAUGGCGAAGAUGCGCCUGUACAUGCCCGCUGAGCACCGCGAGUACUUGGCAGAGGUACAGAAGCGUCAGGUGCGGGACGUAUGUCAGCGGACUCCUGCGCUUCGCGCGCCCUACAACGCGGCAGUGGAUGCCCUCAAGAAGUUCAGGGAUACGCACAUCAUCACCGGAACGCUCUUCAUCGUCUCCCAGGCGAGGUCGCAGCCUCCUGAGUGGAUGGGCGCGCCGGACGUCGCGGUGACGAGAGAGGGACGGUCCAAGGGGACUGGUGGUAACCCUGUUUCCGCUCUCCUCAAGGCGGGCCGUGACGCGACCAAGCGUACGAUGCUCCAUGACCAGUAG